Diabrotica balteata is the source of this 3544-nucleotide messenger RNA. Lineage: Eukaryota; Metazoa; Arthropoda; Insecta; Coleoptera; Chrysomelidae. The record is from the annotation of a GenBank genome assembly.
AUUUUCCUACCGAAAUACAACACACCUCCUGUAAUUACGGGCACGAACAUUUCCUACCAGUGAUCGAGCAUCGAGCCGAAACGUCGUGCAGUGCAGUGCACGUGAAUUUCCUGAUAAAACGCAUAACGCAGUUAUCGUUAUACUGAAGUGUCCUGCAUGUCAUGAACUAAAAGAAAGUAAAAACCAGAACUUCAAAUGGCUUCAAGAUUUAAAAAGAUCGCAGUAAGCGGCAUAACAGGAACUAUAGGAGCUGGAAUUGCGACGUAUUAUCUUCUACGAGAUGACGGCAAACAACCAUGGCCUACAGCUGUCAGCGCUAAAGAAGCCAGUUUGAAACCAAAACGUGUGCUGCCGACGAGAGCUGAUCAAAUAAAAUCACUUCAGUCCGAAAAAUUUGAUAUCGUUAUUAUUGGUGGUGGAGCCACUGGAGCAGGAUGUGCCCUAGAUGCUGCUACAAGAGGUCUCAAAACUGCUUUAAUUGAAGCAGAUGACUUUGCCAGCGGUACCUCCAGUCGAAGUACAAAACUUAUCCACGGAGGAGUACGAUACCUUCAAAAAGCUAUCAUGCAGUUGGACUACGAACAGUAUAGAAUGGUACAAGAAGCCUUACACGAAAGAGCCGUCAUGUUACAUCAAGCUCCUCAUCUUGCCCAUCCUUUGCCUAUUAUGUUACCUGUUUAUAGAUGGUGGCAAGUUCCUUACUACUGGGCUGGUAUAAAAAUGUAUGAUCUUAUCGCUGGUCGACAAACAGUUAAAUCUUCCUACUUUCUCUCCAAGAAAAAUGCUCUAGAACUAUUUCCGAUGUUGAGGGGCGAUAAAUUGGUUGGUGGAUUAGUGUAUUAUGACGGUCAACAAGACGACGCUAGAAUGAAUUUAGCAGUAGCAGUUACCGCAACAGUCCAUGGCGCCACAAUCGCAAACCACGUGAGUGCUACGAGUUUAAUCAAAGAAAAGAGAGAUGGCAAAGAUAUCAUUUGUGGCGUUAACGUUAAAGACGAAGUCACUGGAAAAACGUGGAGCAUUCCCACAAAGUGUGUUAUAAACGCUACUGGUCCAUUCACAGAUUCUAUUAGAAAAAUGGAUAAUCCUAAAGUUAAAGAAAUUUGCGCCCCGAGCAGUGGUGUGCACAUCACUUUGCCAGGUUAUUACAGUCCUGAACAGAUGGGUCUUCUGGAUCCAGACACGAGUGAUGGUAGAGUAAUCUUCUUCUUGCCAUGGCAACGACACACCAUUGCUGGCACUACAGAUUUGCCAUGCAAAGUGACGCACAAUCCCAAACCGACUGAAGACGAGAUCAUGUUCAUCCUGGAAGAAGUCAAGAACUAUCUUAAUCCAGACGUAGAAGUAAGAAGAGGAGAUGUACUGUCAGCAUGGAGUGGUAUUAGGCCGCUAGUUUCCGAUCCCAACAAACCUGAUACACAAUCUUUAGCUAGAAAUCACAUCGUCCAUGUUAGUGAAUCCGGACUGGUGACAAUUGCCGGAGGAAAAUGGACAACGUAUAGAUCAAUGGCUGUCGAAACUAUUGACGAAGCUAUCAGAGCCUGUAACUUAACUCCCAAGUACAAGGACAGUCAGACUGAUAUGAUGGUACUCUAUGGCGCCCAUGGCUGGACACCAACCAUGUACAUUCGCUUAGUACAAGAUUUUGGUUUGGAAUGUGAGGUUGCACAACAUUUGUCGAAAUCAUACGGUGACAGAGCCUUUGCUGUAGCUAAAAUGGCUGCCUUAACAGGUAAAAGAUGGCCCAUCAUCGGUAAGAAACUCCAUCCAGAGUUUCCAUACAUCGACGCUGAAGUAAGAUAUGGUGUCAAAGAAUAUGCCGUAACAGCAAUAGACAUGAUCGCCAGAAGACUGAGAUUAGCGUUUUUGAAUGUUCAAGCCGCCCAAGAAGCUCUUCCAGAUAUAGUCAACAUCAUGGCUGAAGAACUAGGAUGGUCCGAAGCCGAAAAGCAAAAACAGAUUAAAGACGCUUCAGAGUUCCUUCAAAACGAAAUGGGCCAAAACGUCAACCGUGCUAGCAGAGACAAGAUUCCUAUUAACUUAAGCAAAGAAGAAAUUCAACUUUAUAUCAAGAGAUUCCAAUACAUCGAUAAGGAUAGAAAGGGAUACGUAUCUAUUAAUGACAUCAGAAGAAGUCUUAAGCAAACUGGCGAGAAAGAGGUAUCCGGCGAAGAACUGCACGAUAUUCUUAAAGAAAUUGAUACAAACAUGAACGGACAAGUCGAACUUGAUGAAUACUUACAGAUGAUGUCUGCAAUAAAAUCUGGACACGUUGCUUAUUCAAGAUUCGCGAGAAUGGCCGAAUUAGAAGAAAUCAAGCAAGAAACAGAAUUACUAAAGAAGAAGGUAUCAGUAGAACGUAGUGGAGGUGGUCUUUAAAUCGUUCAAAUUAAAAGACACGAUUAAAAAUCUUAUUAACUGAAACGAAAGACAUACUUAUUUGAAAGGCAAACUUCUAGGUAUUCUAUUUUUGUCCAUAUCUGUGGCAUAAAUAUUACAAAACUUUACCAAAAAGCGUUAUUAUAUUAUUUAUUUAACGUUUAUUAUUAGUUGCAUGGCGAAAGAUUUCAGUAACAAAAAAUAUUCUCCCUUCUUUAUUUCAUUUCCAUCUAAACCGUUGUUCUUCAAAUGUGGUGCAACUAUUCACAGGUACGUCUACUAAGGCUGUUAAUUACAACCGGAAUAAGCUUUAAUUUCGUUUAGAGAAACAUAAAACUGCAACUGAUCCACAAAAAUAGAAUACUAAAACUUUGUAUUUUAAUAUCAUAUGAAAGCAUGGUUGUAGAUUAGACUUUUCGGAAAGUUUCAUAUCAUUUCAUUGAUGAUCCGAUUCUUACUACUUUUGUAUUACACAAAAAAUACUCAGGAAUAACGCGUCUUUUCCACACAACUUAAAUUAAACUCUUAUUCAUAAUUUAUUUACUGUUCAGUGCAUUGAAAAUCAAGUUUUCUCGUUUUUAAAAUAUCUAUCUGUAAUUGUGCAAGUAUUCAAACUUUAACAUAAAAAUUUGAAUAAUGUGCUACCAAUUUACAUGGGUAUUAUGAGACAUAUGUGAAUUUUUUCCGUUAAAUUGUCCUUUCAUCGGUUCGGUGACUCAUUGGGCUGGCAGGUAAACUUCGAAUGUAGUUUACAACUUUAACCUUUAACGGUUAGAAUCACAUGGCAACAGCAGAAAUAUUUCAAACGUAGCAGUAUAAAACACAAAGAGCCAGAGGCUGAAUUAGAAGUCACUACUAAAAUGGAGUCAGCCGAUCAAUGAGUAUACGGUGAGAGAUGUGAUCUCUCAUCUCGGUGACCGCUCAUUCAUUCAUUUUGACACUCUAGAAAACCGGAAUAUAGUACAGCGAAGUAAAAACAUCGAUACUUUGUUCCUAAUAGACAGAGAUGUAAUAACAAUUAACUUUCGUAAAUUAAAAACUAGAUUAUCAAAAACCACUGGACAUAAAUUAUCAUCUAAGUAUUUAUUUCGAAACAUUAUUUAUUGUAUAUACAACUUAGAGUAAUUUUUGUUGAUUAUUGUUUUAAAUAAAACUAUCUAAAUCG